UCCAUUGGAUGACUACAUUUAAGCCCGAAGCUGAGCUACCUGAACGCAGCUGAUUUAAAGAGCUGGAAAGCAAGUACAUGCAGAAUCAUCACGUCCCUGGACUCAUUUUGGAAUGACUUCUGAACUGCAUGUAUAUUACCUCUGACUCAGGUGAUGCAACUAAAAACCGGCUCCCCCUCAUAUGCAUGGCACACACCAGCACCCAGGUGUGCAGUAAGAGAAGCCCACAAGCAUGGGUUCUGAGACGCUUGUGGCUUUUCGUUCUUGGAACUCAUUGCUGUUACUGGUGGUCUUCACGUGUGCUGAAGCAUCAUCUGAUGCAAAUGAGUCUUCAAAUUCCACUGCCCAGCAGGCACCUGAUGCUCGGUUUGCAGCUUCUAGCUCAGACCCAGAUGAAAGGAUUUCUGUUUUUGAACUGGAUUAUGAUUAUGUGCAAAUUCCGUAUGAGGUCACCCUCUGGAUACUUCUAGCAUCUCUUGCAAAAAUUGGUUUCCAUCUUUACCACCGACUGCCCCAUCUCAUGCCGGAAAGUUGCCUUCUCAUUAUUGUAGGGGCACUGGUGGGCAGUAUCAUCUUUGGUACCCACCACAAAUCACCUCCGGUCAUGGAUUCAAGCAUCUACUUCCUCUAUCUCCUUCCACCCAUUGUGCUGGAGAGUGGCUACUUCAUGCCCACACGACCCUUCUUUGAGAACAUCGGCUCCAUCCUGUGGUGGGCAGGCCUGGGGGCCCUGAUCAACGCCUUUGGCAUUGGCCUCUCCCUCUUCUUCAUCUGCCAGAUCAAGGCCUUUGGCCUCAGUGACAUCAACCUGCUGCAGAACCUGUUGUUUGGCAGCCUGAUCUCAGCUGUGGACCCUGUUGCGGUCCUGGCCGUGUUCGAGGAGGCGCGUGUGAAUGAGCAGCUCUACAUGAUGAUCUUUGGCGAAGCCUUGCUCAAUGAUGGCAUCAGUGUGGUCUUAUACAAUAUAUUAAUUGCCUUCACUAAGAUGCAUAAAUUCGAAGACAUAGAACCUGUUGACAUUUUGGCUGGUUGUGCUCGAUUCAUCAUCGUGGGGUGUGGGGGAGUGUUUUUUGGCAUCAUUUUUGGAUUUAUUUCUGCAUUUAUCACACGUUUCACUCAGAAUAUCUCUGCAAUUGAGCCUCUCAUCGUCUUCAUGUUCAGCUAUCUGUCUUACUUAGCAGCUGAAACGCUCUACCUCUCAGGCAUCCUGGCAAUCACAGCCUGUGCAGUGACAAUGAAAAAGUAUGUGGAAGAAAAUGUGUCUCAGACAUCCUACACAACCAUCAAGUACUUUAUGAAGAUGCUUAGCAGCGUCAGCGAGACCUUGAUCUUCAUCUUCAUGGGCGUGUCCACCAUUGGGAAGAACCAUGAAUGGAACUGGGCUUUCAUCUGCUUCACUCUGGUCUUCUGCCAGAUUUGGAGAGCCAUUAGCGUGUUUGCUCUCUUCUAUGUCAGUAACCAGUUUCGGACUUUCCCCUUCUCCAUCAAGGACCAGUUCAUAAUCUUCUACAGUGGUGUGCGAGGAGCUGGAAGUUUUUCACUAGCAUUUCUGCUUCCUCUGUCUCUUUUCCCUAGGAAGAAAUUGUUUGUCACUGCUACCUUAGUAGUUACAUACUUUACUGUAUUUUUUCAGGGAAUUACAAUUGGUCCUCUGGUCAGGUACCUGGAUGUUAGAAAGACCAAUAAGAAAGAAUCCAUCAAUGAGGAGCUUCACACUCGCCUGAUGGAUCAUUUGAAGGCUGGAAUUGAAGAUGUAUGUGGGCAAUGGAGCCACUACCAAGUGAGAGACAAGUUUAAGAAGUUUGACCACAGAUACUUACGGAAAAUUCUAAUUCGAAGAAACCUUCCAAAAUCAAGCAUUGUUUCUUUGUAUAAGAAGCUGGAAAUGAAACAAGCCAUUGAGAUGGUAGAGACUGGGGCACUAACUUCUGUCUCUUUUUCCACACCUCACCAGGCUAAGAGCGUACAGGGAAUCAAACGCCUUUCUCCUGAGGAUGUGGAGUCCAUGCGGGACAUCCUGACACGCAACAUGUACCAAGUUCGACAAAGAACCUUGUCCUACAACAAAUACAACCUCAAACCUCAAACAAGCGAGAAGCAGGCCAAAGAGAUUCUGAUCCGCCGCCAGAACACCUUGAGGGAGAGCAUGCGGAAAGGCCACAGUCUGCCUUGGGGAAAGUCGGCUGGCACCAAGAACGUUCGCUACCUCUCCUUCCCCUACAAAAACCCUCAGCCAGCGAAGAGAGAGGCAAAUGCUGCUGAGUGCACAGAUGAUGAUGACAGCGAUCCAGGAUUCCAACCCUUGAUGUUCAGUGCACACACCCGUGCAGGGUCGCUUCAGGAAAGACGACUGACACAGGAAAUGAUCCCGAUGAAGCGCCUCCAUAGAGGAGAGAAGGCAUACAAUCUCAGUUAUCAAACCAACACCAGCUGGGAAGAACGUGCUGGCUGGGGUGGGAGGCCUGCCAUUUGGCCCAAGCCACUGUUCUAUGCUGUAGAUGAAGAAUAUGAAUCUGGAGGGCAGACAGAGGAGGAGACCUCAGCAACUGUGUCCAGAUGGACAGCUGAGCACAGAGACAGCAGAAAGUACAAGUCCCACAGUCUUUUGCUGCAAAGAAAGUAGUUUAUUGUCAUUAGACUGCUGGUGGGUCUUUCCAGAGCCCCUCUCCCUAGUAUUGUGAAAGAAGGAUUUUCACAGUUCAGAAUAGAGCUGUUGAGUUUGCAUUUACUGUUGGGCACAUAUGUGUAAAAGCAACAAACUUGAAGGCUAAGCCACAUUCUUGUCAGUGUGUCUUUGUAGAUGAAUUCCCUGUGAAUGACAGAAAUUAAUCAGUCCAGGAAUGAGUCACUAAGAAUUCCCAAGAAUUUCCUACCACAACCAUCUGAUCCAUGUCGUAUGUUGGGAAAUAAGAGUGCUUGGUCAGUAAUUCCCACUGGUUACAUGUAUGUGCAACCUAUAAUCAAAUUUGAACUGGGAGGGAGCAGGGUCUUUGAUGUUACCUGGGUCAACCCCUUAGCUUUACAGAAUAAGAUCUUUCAAACAUCCCAUGUUGAGUUGGCCCACCUACGAUUGAAUGAAUUUGGCUUUGAUUUUAAUAUCAACAUACAUCUCAAAUUAUAGGUAAA
This is a messenger RNA of Nannospalax galili (Upper Galilee mountains blind mole rat), 3126 nucleotides long. It is a transcript of the gene Slc9a4, whose product is annotated as solute carrier family 9 member A4. Bases 233 to 2623 code for a protein of 796 amino acids. Gene Ontology annotation, cellular component: membrane. Lineage: Eukaryota; Metazoa; Chordata; Mammalia; Rodentia; Spalacidae. The transcript is spliced from 12 exons. The record is from RefSeq and is a predicted model, not a curated record. Gene Ontology annotation, molecular function: sodium:proton antiporter activity. Gene Ontology annotation, biological process: proton transmembrane transport; regulation of pH; sodium ion transport.